UUUUUUUUUUUGAUGACCGUGGUAUCCGAAUGCCCCGAGGGGAUCCGACUAGCACCUAAUGACCGUCCGGGUAAAUCUGAGCCACUAAGGGCCCGCCGGAGCCCGCCGAAGGCAUCCACGAGAGCUGGGUAUCCUCAUGUAAUAAGCCCAGUGGCCACGCGCAGUUGGAAGUGUCCGUAUUAGGCCCAAAGGUCCCUCAAGAGCAACAUCCGCCAGAGUUGGCCCUCGAACCCAAGACCUCCCGAAGGAGGGGGAAGGGAGCGAGAUUGUUCAACUACCACUGGACCACUAACGCGCGGUUAAAUUAUUAUAAUUUUCCUGGUCAAUAAUUUUUAAUUUUAUUUAUUUUAGUUUAGAUUUAAAAUAAAAAAUAAUGCUAUAACCAAUUAAUAUCACUUGCCAAAUAAUCUAAAUUAUGAUGACAAAAAAAUCUAAAUUAUAUUACAAAUAAUAUUAUUUUCAGAUAAUAACACAAUAUAUCUAAGAAUUAUCUUAUUUUUAAAAUUAUAUUUUUAAAAAAUUUAUUAUCGUCCUACAUAUUAAAUGAGAAGUCACUUAAAAUGAUUUUUGCUUAGGUGUCCAUCGUAGAGAGAGUUUAAGAAAAAAAUGUUAUAAUAUGAUUGGUGAGAAAUUUUCAAUUUUCAAUUAUUUUAAUUUGAUCUAAAAUAAAAGGUAAGUCUAAAACUAAUUAAUACCACUUACCAAAUAAACUUAAAGAUAUUACAAAUAAUAAUUAUAGUAAUUAAUUCAAAAUUCUAAAAAGUGGAAAAAUGUUUGAUUAAUUCGUUUAUAUCUAUAUACUAAAUAAAAUAAUUAAUAGAACACAAUUUAUACAAAACAAUAUAAUUAUUUCAUAUUCUUAUAUAAAAUAUUAUAUUUGUAUAUAAAGUAUUAUAAUAACUAUUAAUGUCUUAUAAUGUCCAUAUAUGUCUUAUAAGUCAUUUAUAAAAUAAUCUGUCAUGGCUUAUUUUUAAAAAUUAUUUAUAAGAGUUUAUCAAACAUUUAUAAAAAAUAGAAAUCCUCAUAUAUAUCAAACGAGAAGUCACUUAAGUGAUUUUUACUUGCGUAUCGUUCAUUUUUUAAUUCUUAAGAAAAUUGUUAUAAUUUUCUUGGUCAAUAAUUUUUAAUUUAAUUUAUUUUAUUUUAGAUUUAAAAUAAAAAUUAAAGCUAGAACAAAUUAAUAUUAGAGUGAAUCGGUUGAAAACCAUAAACAAAUGAAAAUACCUAUGAUUUGACUCAUUUGUCUCUAUGGAAAAAGGUAUAACAUUGUGGGAUUUAGGGUGUUUGGUUAAUUAGGAUAAAAGUGUAGUGUAUGGGGUGCAAUUUCCCUUAAUAUUACUUGCUAAAUAAUCUAUAUUAUGAUGACAAAAAAAAUCUAAAUUAUAUUUCAAAUAAUAUUAUUUUCAGAUAAUAACACAGUAUAUCUAAGAAUGAUCUUACUUUUAAAAUUAUAUUUUUGAAAAUUUAUUAUAUUGAAUUAUAAUUAAUUAUUUAAUAUCUCAUAUAAAUAUAAUAUUAGUAAAAUAAAAUUUGUUUUAAAUUAUAUAUAAAAAUUCAUUAAUGAUAAUAUUAAUAUUAACCAUUUUAACUUUUAAUGUGAGAGCUCAGUUGCAAAAAAAUCACUUCGCAAAUAAUAGUAUAGAAGAGGUAUGUUCCGUAUCAUCAUAACACUUAAAUUCGUAAGUUUGGUUAGAAAAAAUCUAACAAAAUAAAUAUUUUUUUAUCAAUUAAUUAAGUUUGGUAAGUUUAGAUAGAGAAGAAUCCAUCAAAAUAAAUCAAUUAUGAUUUAUUUCCUUUUGUAGAAAAUUUGUUAUUUAUUUCUAAAAAAUAUUUCAGUUUUAAUAAUAUAGAUUAAGAUACAAGCUACCGUAUAUAUAGGUUAUAUUAAUAUUUUCUUCUCCACUUUCUGCACAGAUACAAUGCUAUCAGCUAUGACGAAAACUCUACUUGCAUUGUUAAUCAUCUUCUCUCUGUUUCAUGUCCCUGCUUUUGCGGUGAAAAAGAAGUCGUACAUUGUUUACUUGGGAUCUCACUCACAUGGCCCUGAAGUCUCCUCCUUAGCCCUUAAACGUGUAGCUGAAUCUCAUCAUGAGUUGCUGGGAUCCUUUUUGGGAAGUCAUGAGAAGGCUAGAAACGCAAUCUUCUACUCAUACGAUAGACAUAUCAACGGCUUUGCAGCAGUUCUUGAAGAAGAAGAAGCUGAAGCUAUUUCAAAGCAUCCGAAUGUGAUCAGUGUGUUUCUAGACAAGGGGAAGAAGUUGCAUACAACACAUUCUUGGGAGUUCAUGCAAUUGGAGAAGGAUGGUGUGAUCCCGUCAAGUUCCUUGUGGUCAAAGGCAAGACUUGGUGAAGACACAAUCAUCGGAAACAUUGACACUGGUGUCUGGUCUGAAUCCCAAAGCUUUAGCCCACAUGGUCUUGGACCUGUUCCUUGUCGAUGGAAAGGAAGUUGCAACACCGCUGGCAAUGUUAGUUGCAACAGGAAGCUUAUAGGGACAAGGUACUUCAACAAAGGAUACUUAGUUUCCGCGGGUCUCAACAGCAACUCUUCCUUUGAGUCUGCUCGUGACCAUAAUGGUCACGGCACUCACACGCUCUCAACAGCAGGAGGCCACUUUGUCCGGGGAGCUAGCGUCUUCGGUGUAGGCAACGGAACUGCGAAAGGAGGCUCUCCAUUGUCCAGAGUAGCUUCCUACAAGGCCUGCUGGCCUCCUGUUAACGGCUCUGAGUGCUUUGACGCUGAUAUCUUGGCUGCCUUUGAUAUGGCCAUCCAUGAUGGUGUUGAUGUCCUCUCCGUCUCUCUCGGUGGUGAUCCUGCUGAUUACUUCGCAGAUGGCAUUGCCAUCGGCUCCUUCCACGCUGUUAAACAUGGUAUCACUGUGGUCUGUUCCGCUGGAAACUCUGGCCCCGCUCCUGCAACUGUCUCAAACGUGGCCCCUUGGAUACUCACCGUAGCAGCCAGCACGCUAGACCGUGAGUUCCAGUCCUUUGUGCAGCUUGCGAGUGGCGAACGGUUCAAGGGAGAAAGCAUGUCAAAGGCCUUGCCUGCAGGGAAAAUGUUUAGUCUCACAGCGGGAGCUCAAGCUAAACUUGCCAAUGCAUCUGCUAUAGAUGCGAUGCUUUGCAAAGAAGGCACGUUAGAUCCACACAAGGCAAAGGGUAAGAUCAUGGUGUGUCUGAGAGGAAACUCAUCAAGAGUGGAAAAAGGUAGACAAGCAGCUCAAGCUGGUGCUGCUGGUAUGAUUCUAUGCAAUGAUAAGGCAUCAGGGAAUGAUAUCACAGCUGAUCCUCAUUUUCUUCCUGCUACACAUAUCAACUUUUUCGAUAGUCAAGCCUUGUUCUCUUACGUUAACUCCACUUAUUUAGAGCCCAUGGGAACUCUUACUGCACCUGCAGCAGCUUUUGGCAUCAAACCAGCUCCAUACAUGGCAAAUUUCUCAUCUCAAGGACCUAACACUGUUACACCAGGAAUCCUUAAGCCUGACGUGACUGCUCCUGGGGUCGACAUCAUAGCCGCCUACACAAGGGAACAAAGUCUCAGCGGCUUGGAAUUUGAUCAUCGCACGACUGCAUUCUAUAUAGAAUCUGGCACUUCCAUGUCCUGCCCUCAUGUUGCUGGUGUUGCCGGUCUUCUCAGGACAAUGCACCCUUCAUGGAGUUCAGCUGCCAUCAGAUCUGCUAUCAUGACCACCGCGAGAACACGAGACAACAGAGUUAGCCCCAUGCUCAACGGGUCUUACGUGAAGGCAAACUCAUUCAACUACGGUUCAGGACAUAUCAGGCCAAACCGUGCAGGAGAUCCAGGAUUGGUCUAUGACUUGACACUGAACGACUACUUGGACUUUCUUUGCGCAGUUGGGUACAACCAAACGAUGAUUACGCUUUUCUCAGAGAGUCCUUCCUACAAAUGCCCCAAGGAAGCUAGUGUUGUAGACUUGAACUAUCCAUCCAUCACGGUGCCUAACCUCACAGGCUCUUCUGUGACUGUGACCCGGAAACUGAAGAAUGUAGGAUCCGUGGGCACUUAUGCGGCAAAUGUCAGGGAGCCACAUGGCGUGUCCGUGAAUGUUGAGCCGAGUGUGUUGAAGUUUGAUAGAGUUGGUCAAGUUAAAAGCUUUAAGAUGACACUGAAGCCUAAAUGGGUUGCAAAAGACUAUGCCUUUGGUGGUCUCACAUGGAGUGAUGGCAAACACUACGUAAGAAGUCCUAUUGUUGUCUCUACCGCCUAGUUGAUAGAGAGAGAGAGAGAGAGAGAGAGAGAGAGAGAGAGAGAGAGAGAGAGAGAUCCAUUAUGUUGACACAGCUUUUCUUUCUUGGUUUUACUCCUUUUUACCUAAUGAUCGAUGUUGGUGGUUGAAAUGAUCUAAUGCUGUUCACAGCAACAUUUUAUCUAAGUUUUUUACCGUUUCCUUUCUCAAAACUAACAAAAUAUAUAAGAGAAAAAGACAAAAAUAGCAUUAAAUC
Brassica napus (rape) is the source of this 4464-nucleotide messenger RNA. Its product is annotated as subtilisin-like protease SBT5.4. Gene Ontology annotation, biological process: proteolysis. The transcript has 9 exons. The record is from RefSeq and is a predicted model, not a curated record. Gene Ontology annotation, molecular function: serine-type endopeptidase activity. Lineage: Eukaryota; Viridiplantae; Streptophyta; Magnoliopsida; Brassicales; Brassicaceae. The coding region runs from base 1920 to 4229 and encodes 769 amino acids.